Molecule: messenger RNA, 294 nt
Organism: Protopolystoma xenopodis
Lineage: Eukaryota; Metazoa; Platyhelminthes; Monogenea; Polystomatidea; Polystomatidae
Source: the annotation of a GenBank genome assembly
UGUCACCUCAGUCGUUCACUUGAACUCUCUCACAGGUCAGUAUCCGUCUUGCUUCUACUUCCUCUCCGCGAUGACUUUUUUCGUCUCCUAAUCUUAUGUGGAGUGAUUUGCCUGACCGUUUUUCCUUCGGCUCGCAUAUCUAUUCCGAAUGCAAUUCUAAGGCCUACUGCUUUUUCAGAGUUUUCUGGCUGGCGCGCCUUCACUAAUUCCAGACGUCAACUUCGGCCUCUGAAACCUCAUUCCCCAACUUCAGGGUUAAGGGACGACGCUGAAGCCAGUACAUUCAUUGAGUGA